AUGGAUCAGCCGCUUGUGACGCCUCUGUACGAUGAUAGGUAUCCAGUACUCGUCAAGAAGGAUAUUUCGGAUCCCAAGUCUCCAAAGUUCAUUGGAACAUAUUCGGUGAAGCGAAACCGCAUAGUUUACCUCAAUGAGAAGGACGAAAAAAUUUUCAUCAAAAAGGUCUCAGUUAAGGCGAAGAAAGGUUCCAUACACGAGUACAAGGUUGAGACUCUUUGCGUCACUCGCUAUAAAUAG
This is a messenger RNA of Cooperia oncophora, 240 nucleotides long. The record is from the annotation of a GenBank genome assembly. NCBI's taxonomy places the organism in Eukaryota, Metazoa, Nematoda, Chromadorea, Rhabditida, Trichostrongylidae.